This is a messenger RNA of Varroa destructor (honeybee mite), 12368 nucleotides long. It is a transcript of the gene rhea, whose product is annotated as Talin_middle and talin-RS domain-containing protein rhea. Gene Ontology annotation, cellular component: focal adhesion; ruffle; cytoskeleton. The record is from RefSeq and is a predicted model, not a curated record. Gene Ontology annotation, biological process: cell-cell adhesion; actin cytoskeleton organization. NCBI's taxonomy places the organism in Eukaryota, Metazoa, Arthropoda, Arachnida, Mesostigmata, Varroidae. Gene Ontology annotation, molecular function: structural constituent of cytoskeleton; actin filament binding; integrin binding.
CCGUAAAACCAGCAGCGAUAAUGAACCUGAUAGCAGCACUAGCAGUGAGUGCAGGGCUCUAAUGAGCAGCGUUAACUACCGCUAGUCCCAGAGCAGUCCGCAACGAAACACAAGUCAACGGCAGGCGCAUCCGUCACUGAGACAACACUGUGUGGCCAUAGGGCCAGAGAACUGAACAAAGCCAGUUUCUGCUUCGUUUUUAUCGUAUUCGGAUACGCUCGAAGACGUCAACGAAGUUCGCGAGAUAUACAUAUAGAUAUCUAGUCAAGCGAAUGCUGCCAAAAAUUCAGCUGGCUACAUCUACUUUGUACGCAAGCACGAUCGAGGCGUCGCAUGUUAGCUGGAGUUAGCGCCACCGCUGCCACAGUUCCAUAGAAGACCGGACACAGUUGAAUAUUCACUAUCGUAAUAGUACAACUGGAAGUCAUAGAACUAUUACGAUUACAAGGCCCGGCGACGGAAAAGAAUCUCGAAUAGGGCAACAUCAUGCCGCUGCUGCUGCUGCUGCUGCUUUAGCCUAAGAGAAGGGAAGCAGACCCAGACCCAAAGGCAGGGCAGAGUGAAGAAGCAACUAGGGCCUUUUACUCAUUCGACAGGAAGCCGCGGCACAGCAGCACUGCACGCUACUGUCGCUUGUUCACGCUUCGGUCAUCACGAUUGCUUUCAACAGGCCUUUUUGUACUGGUGGUUGUCGUCUCUUUGUUUCUUCAUUUUCCUCUUGUUCACCUCUAUGUCCCAAAACCGGCCACAGCGGGAGGCGAUCUACAUCACAGUUUAAGCUCUCACACACGGCGGCCUAACGAACAGGCCCGGCCUGUGUAUAAAUUUUAGGACCUUAAGCUCUGACAGAUUUGCCAAUACGGCCCUGACGAGGCCGGCCAGCAACUGUUGAACAGAGGGAGUUAAGUACUCUAGGGUAGCUACUGGGGCGGCCGGCGAAGAAAGCUAAACAACUAGCAAUAGUACCAUUUCACAGUAAGCAGACGAAUGCUAUACCGGUGAACUGCGGCCGUUGGGGAUUACAGGAAGGGCCUGUUCUUUCUUCGGUGCAACUCCCCUAUCCUUACGAUCCUGCGCCUCUUUCCGGCGUUGUAGCUGACCCUAUAUCUGGGUACUAUUAUCCGACUGGCUGUACGUUGAUCCGACUGAUGUCUUGUGUAAUAGAGGCCCCGAGCUCUACAUUAUAUAGAAAUGAAUGGGCAGGAGGGACGCUGUUAAGCCCCUUUAGGACCGUGACGAAUCGGCGGUGCUGAGAUCGCAAACUUAACUGUCUCGUGCCCUCUGAGCUGUGCACAGUUUUCCUCAUUUAAAAAAAUUGCCGAUUAACGCAGUAAGUGUUGAUCAUCAUCAUUGUCGUACGUGAGAAGAAGUGAGGCCUGGUUGGAUACUUUGCUGAGGGGAACCUACUCAAUGAUAGUGAUUGUGCGGAACGGUGAUUCUUUCACGCGCGAAACUGGAUAAUGAAGGCUGUGAUCUAGAAACUGAAGCAUAUUGUUUUGAUGAUAAAGCUAUUGUGAUGCUAUAGAGCCCUUACUAUUGAUCGCUUAGCAUAGCUCAACUAGGCCGGAUAUUUAUCGACCUGAAAAGUGCGUUACGUGUAGUUCCUUAAAAGGACAGCCGACUACUACGAAAAAAUAAUCGUUAUAGGUCAACUGGAUAGCUGGGAGGUCAGCACGCGGCAACGACCCACCGCAUACAACCCAGGAUAGCAGCUACUUGAAAAUAUGCGAAACGACCUCAGCAUGGCGACUUUGUCGCUAAAGGUGUCCGUUUUCGGUGGGAAGGCAACAAAAACGAUACAAUUCGACCCCAACAUACAGGUGUUUGAUGCCUGCCGGAUUGUCCGUGAAAAGAUCCCCGAAAGCAAGCUAGAAGAUCUUAAGGAAGUUAGUCAGUAUGGCCUCUUCCUUGUUGACGAAGACCCAAAGAAAGGAGGCAUUUGGUUGGAGAGCUCGAAGACGCUCGGAUACUAUCUUCUGAAAACUGGGGACUUAUUAGAAUACCGAAAGAAAAUGCGAAACCUUCGCAUUCGGCUUCUUGAUGGUACCCUCAAAACAGUCCUCGUUGACGACUCGCAACCUGUGGCCAAUAUGAUGGUUGUUAUUUGCUCUAAAAUAGGCAUUACAAACCAUGAGGAGUUCUCAUUGGUACGCGACGUUCCCAAGGAACCUCGCGAGGAAGACCUCAACGAAAAAGAGAGAACGAGCACACUUACAUUACGACGAAAAGAUAAAAUGCAAACGCUCAAGAAAAAACUCAAGACCGAUGACGACCUUAACUGGGUGGAUCACUGCAAGACACUCCGUGAACUAGGCAUCGUUGAGGAUGAAACGUUGACACUUCGUCGAAAAUAUUUUUUCAGCGAUUCAAAUGUCGACUCACGAGACCCCGUUCAGCUUAAUUUAGUUUACGUUCAGGCGAGAGACGCAAUCUUGAAUACGACGCAUCCAGUAACUGUGGAAGAGGCUUGCGAAUUUGCAGGUUUGCAGUGCCAGAUCCAGUUUGGAGACCAUGUUGAGGGAAAACACAAAGCAGGUUUCCUUGAGCUUAAGGAAUUCUUACCAAAAGGGUAUACGAAGAUCAAAGGCAUUGAUAAGCGGAUUUUCGAGUGGCAUCGGAAGUCCAUGGGUCUCAGUGAGGUAGACUCCAAGGUGAGAUACGUUCAGAGGGCCCGCUCACUCAAGACGUAUGGUGUGACAUUUUUCCUGGUCAAGGAGAAAAUGAAGGGCAAAAAUAAGCUUGUACCGCGACUUCUCGGAAUCACGAAGGAGUCGGUGAUGCGCCUGGAUGAGCGCACCAAAGAGAUAAUAAAGGUGUGGCCUCUGACAACUGUGAAGAGAUGGGCUGCCUCGCCCAAUAGCUUCACACUGGACUUUGGCGACUACUCAGACCAAUUUUACUCAGUAAAAACGCCCGAAGGUGAACAAAUUGCCCAGCUAAUUGCCGGUUAUAUUGAUAUAAUCCUAAAAAGACAGAAAGCCAAGGAUCAUAUUGGUAUUGAAGGAGAUGAGGGCUCCACGAUGGUUGAAGAGUCUGUUUCCCCUGCCAAGGCCUCCACUAUCCAGCUGACACCGGCCAUUCAGCCUGUACAGCCUGAACUGCAAAAUAUUGCGAUACCUUCUGUGGUUCGUCCUAGUCCCGAAUCGGAAAAGAUCGGUUUACCUGGACACGUGCCCAUCUCCAGGCAGAAAACGGAGACAGGCACACUUACACAAGGCCAACGCGUACAAAAUCCGCCAUUACAAGCUCACGUGGCUACAUUGAUCGAAUCCCCACAACGGGCAGUCAUCACUGAGGCUAUCAAGAAGUCGUUCGAUCAUCUGAACAGGCCGAUUGUAUACGUCGACCUUGGCAAGGAUUCAGGCUCGAAGAAGUGGAAGGAGUGUCAGCUGGACACCCAUAAGCAGAACAUUCAAACUCAUAUUGCUGCUAUGAACGCCGCCACGGCACACGUGAUCACGCUUGCAUCAGCGGUCAAGGUUGAUGCCCCAGCUGUGUCUAAGGCCAUUAACGUGAUUACGACGACCCUGCCUGAGAUGACCAAGCACGUCGCUACCAUGGCAACUCUGAUCGAGGACGACAGGAAUCGCGGCGACCUCAUAGAAGCUACUCGUCAGAUGUGUAACGCGUUCAGCGAUCUCCUCAAUGCCGCAGAGCCGAUCGGACCACCUCAACCCCAGAAACUCGUUGUGGCUGCCGCCGAGGUCGCAGAAAAGACCAAGGCCGUAUUAUCCUCGAUUGCCGAAGAGCCGGAAUGGGACAAUGAAACAGCUGAUUUGCUGCUAGCACUGGCCAAGGGUGUCGCUAACGCUGCAGCUGCUCUUGUGCGGAAAGCUAAGGACGUUGCUAGCCAGACUGGUGAUCAAGAUCUACAAAACAAGAUCAUUAAUGCAGCUGCUCAAGGAGCUUUUGCCACGUCUCAACUCGUAUCCACCGCCAAGGUGCUCGCGCCUACUAUCGCGGAUGUCGCCUGUCAAACGGAGCUGGAAAAUGCUGGUCGCGAAGUGUCCCGUACGGUGGAUAACAUCGUACUUGUCUGUCAGGACGCAACCAAAGAUCCUGUUCUUCUGCAAAGUCUAAAGGACGCUGCUCGUCAGGUGGCUGAUGCCCUUCAGGAACUUCUUAGUCAGGUCAAGGACAUCAGUGUGCGGGCUAAAGGAACCCGUACGGAAGCGCACCAAGGCCACGUUGCUACCAUAAUGGACGCCACCGAUCGUUUGUUCGACUCUGGCGCCGAUACUAAGGAAAUGGUGCGCCAGGCCAAGAUUGUUGCCACAGCGACCUCUCAACUCAUACAGGGCAUCAAAGGAGAUGCGGAACUGCAAACAGAUGCUGGCCAGCAAAAGCGCCUCCUUCAAGCUGCCAAGGUACUUGCCGACGCCACUGCUCGCAUGAUUGAAGCCGCAAAAGGAUGUUCAAGCAAGCCUAACGACUUCGAAUCGCAGGCAAUCUUGCGUAAGGCUGCUGAAGACAUAAGAGUUGCAACCGAUGCUGCCAGCGGAAACUUCGUACAGAAAAAAGUUAUUCAGCGACUAGAGACCACCGCCAAGCAGACUGCCGCUGCCGCUAGACAGAACAUUUCAGCAGCCCAUUGCGCCGUGCCACAAUCGGCAAAUGAAUCUCUUAGCCGGCAGCUUACUGAACAGGUGCGUGAAGUCGAAGGUGUACUACCUCGCCUAAUGCAGGGCGUGAAGGCAAGGCAAACUUCGCCCAGCUAUGACUCGCAGCUUGAGCUAAUUUACGCCUGCGAAGACGUGACACGACCGUGCGAAGCGAUGGCGUCUACUUCGAAGCAGCUAGCUGCUACUAUUACGGAAACGACAACAUCACAAUUGCUGCAUACCCGCGCCAUGGAAAUGACAUCAAUUCUCACCGAAAUGCGAACAUGGGUGACUAAAGCCAAAACUGUUUGUGGUCAAAAGGUAGAAGACUUGUCAGGUCCACUUACCACCAUCGACGGGCUGCAAAAAGACCUCCGUGAGUAUCGACAUGCGACAGAGAUGCAUGAUCUGCGUCCGCUGCCAGGCGAAAACACAGAAGUAUGCUCGCUCAAACUUAGCGCUACCUCGAAGGUCGUAGGAUCAUCCCUUGCCCAAAUCCUUACAGCUGCUUCCCAGGGGGAUAAGGAUUAUCUGCUGGUUGCUGCUAGAGACACGGCUAAUGCCCUUAAAGAUUUUGUUUCUGCUGUCCGAGGUGUGGCUGCAUGUUCGGAUGAGCAGGACGCUCAACUCGCUAUCAUUGACAACGCUGCCGUUGUUGUUAUGCGAGCUCGAGACCUUAUUACGGCCUCUCAGGAAGUGGCUAACAACCCCCACCACCCAGAUAACCCGCAUCGUCUAACUACAAUCGGCAAACAGGUGUCGACGUCACUUACUAGCUGCAUUGGCAUUCUGCCUGGCCAAAAGGCUGUCGAUGACACCAUUGCUGCUAUUUCGGAAUCUACACACACUCUUAACGAAGGUCUGUAUCCGAGCAGCACCCGCUCGUACGGCGAUCUACAGCAGGAACUGCAAAGCGCAGCUCAUCGCCUACACAAGUCUACUGAUAAUGUCGUUGAGUUGGCGAGACUAUCCUCGUCCAAGCUUACGGAAUCAGUGCGGGAAUUCGGUUCCGAUUUCCAUAACCUCUUCGAUGUCGGUCUCCAAUUGGCCGGGCAAACCCAAAACAGCGAAAUGCAUCCGUUAAUCACUGCCAGCCUGCGUAACGUCUCAAUUUCGUCGUCGAAACUUCUCGUUCUUUCAUCAACUGCCGCUGACCAUUCUGCCACCGCCAAAAAUCAAUUGAUUGCAGCUGGUCGCGCUGUAGCUGACUCAAUCAAUCAACUGAUCGACGUUUGUUCGUGCUCAGCACCUGGCCAAAAGGAGUGUGACAAUGCUAUUCGCUCUAUUCAGAGUGCAAAAUCACUCCUCGAUCAGGCUAACGAACCGAUAUCUGACCUUAGCUAUUUUGAGUGCGUGGACGUGCUCAUGGAUAAGCCGAAGAUGCUGGGGGAUGGUAUAGCAGGAAUUCGAGAUACAGCCAAACAUAGUCAGCACGAAGAGUUCUGCGCCGCUGUAAAACGAACCUGUAGUGCCGUUUGCGAAAUGAUCGAGGCAUCGGCGCAGGCCGCUUACCUUAUUGGCGCUUCGGAACCAAGCUCGGUAGCCGGCAGGCCUGGACUCGUCGAUGCGGCACAGUUCUCGCGGGCUUCGCAGGCCAUUGAGCAGGCAUGUUUCCAGCUAACGAGCGAGCGUAGCGAUGAACAGCAGGUUCUUACUGCGGCCACAAUUAUAGCCAAACAUACGUCUUCGCUCUGCAACGCUUGCCGGAUGGCCGCAUCCAAGACACAAAACACAGUUGCGGCAAAACAGUUCAUUCAAAGCGCAAAAGAUGUAGCUGGAGCCACGGCGAACCUUGUUCGCGAAAUCAAGCUGCUUGACAAGGAUCCCAGCGAAGCCAAUAGAAAGGUUUGUCACCAGGCUGCCAAGCCUCUGAUUGCGGCGGUCGAGAAUCUGACUGCGUUUGCGGGGGCACCUGAGUUUGCUACGGUUCCUGCUCGACUGUCUGAUAAGGCCCUUCAGGCUCAACAGCCCAUCCUGGAAGCUGUCCGAAACGUCGUCCUCGGCACAUGCAAUUGCCUUAGCCACGCGAGAGAUUUAGCUGUCAACCCCAUGAACCCACCAGUGUGGCAAGGAUUCUCAAAGGAAAGCUCAACGGUAUCGGAUUCGAUGAAGAAAUUGGUCACCCUCAUCAAAGAAAGCGCGCCUGGACAGAAGGAGUGUGUCUACGCCAUCGACAGACUGAAUUCCAGCAUCCGAACGCUCGAUCAGGCAUCGAUUGCCAUAAUCGGGCAAACUGGUUCGCUACCCGCGCCACAGCUUGACUUGCGUACGAGCCAGGAACAAAUUGAGCACGCUUGCCAGGCCAUUCAGCAAAGCUUAGAACCGCUGCGAGUCGCAGCUAAGUGUCAGGCAGAACAACUUGGCCACUGCGUACUGCAGCUCGUCUCGUACUUUGACUCACUGGUACAGAAUACACUUGAAGCUGCUGGCCGUAUCGUGAGCCACAAACAACAAAUGCUGCUUCUUGACCAAGCGAAAACCGUGUGUGAAGCUGCAAUCCAGUUUCUGUACACUGCCAAGGAGGGUGCAGGAAAUCCUAAAGCUCCAGACAUGCUCCAUCGUGACAUCGAUGAGGGAGCAGAUGCUACCCGUGACGCUGUGAACGACCUUGUACAAACAUUGCAACGUUCCGCGGCCGAGGCCGGCUUUGUGAGUGGGGUAUUGGAAUCGAUCAACAACGCUAUUGCCCAACUCGAUCAACCAGUCGUGAUUACACAGCAGGAGAGCUCGUUCGCUGACGUCCAGACCGAAAUGGAUCGCAAUGCCAAAGAGAUAGCCCGAAUUGCCGGCGAUAUGGUUCAUAAGUCGUUGAGCGAUCUUCGUCAGCUGUCCUAUCUGGCGACGGAACUCAGCCAUCACUACGCUACGUUGGUGGCUACCAGCCGCACUGCAAUUUCUGUAACGUCCAAUAGUGAGGAGCAAUUGGCGUACCGCAUUCGUAUGGGCGUGCACGAGUUAGGUAAGGCCUGCGUGAAGCUUUGCCGUGCCUGUGGUUCAGCACAGGCCAAUCAGGGUGACGCUGCCUGCCACCGUGAGCUGACCGAGACUUCGAAACAGACCGUGGAACGAGUGUCGCACAUUCUGGCAGCAUUAAAGGCGGGCUCAAGAGGUACGCAGGCGUGUAUCAACGCUGCGUCUACCGUGAGCGGCAUUAUCGGAGAUCUUGAUACGACAAUUAUGUUCGCUACAGCCGGAUCGCUAAACGCUGAACGCGACAAUGAUAAGUUUGGCUAUCAUCGGGAGAGCAUUCUCAAAACGGCUAAAGCCCUGGUUGAUGAUACGAAGGCUUUGGUGGCCGGUGCCGCAUCCAGUCAGGAACAAUUGGCAACAGCCGCCCAGGACGCUGUGCAGACAAUUGUCCAGCUAGCAGAUGUCGUAAAACAGGGUGCCGCUUCACUAGGACCUCACAAUCAGGAGGCGCAGGUUAUGCUCAUCAACGCAGUGAAGGACGUAGCCUUGGCUCUGGGCGACCUCAUUCAGGCGACAAAGGUUGCCUCUGGCAAAAGCAUUAACGACCCGUCCAUGCUUAAUCUUAAGGACUCUGCUCAGGCAAUGGUUACAAACGUGGCCUCUUUACUGAAAACUGUCCGAGCUGUCGAAGACGAAAACUCACGUGGAACUCGUGCUCUUGAAGCUACAAUCGAGGCCAUUUACCAGGAAAUACGCGGUUUUGACAGCGCUGACACGACAGGACUUCGACAGGUCACACCGGAAGAACUGGUGCGUUCCACGAAGCCAGUCACCCAAGCUACUGCUAAGGCAGUAGUUGCCGGGACCUCUUGCAAGCAGGAGGAUGCGAUAGUUACAGCUAAUAUGGGCCGUAAGGCAAUUGCCGAUAUGCUUCAAAUGUGCAAGUCUGCUUCGCUAUUAGCCGAAAACUCCGAGCUAAAGAUGCGAGUAAUUAAAUCUGGGCGCGACUGCGCCGUCCGCUAUCGUGAACUUCUUCAGGAAGUGCUCCGAGUUGUAGAGGCACGGUCUGGAGCGUCUGGUGAAGGCAGGCAACGAUUAGAGGAGGGCUCAAGGGCCAUUGCUAUGGCGGUGGGUGAGAUGGUGUCUGCAAGUGAAGCUCUCAAGGGUCAUGAUCUGGACCCCGAAGACCCGACUGUCAUUGCGGGAACCGAACUGCUCGGGGCUGCCGCUAGCAUUGACGCGGCUGCCAAGAAGCUUGCUAACCUGAAACCAAGGGAAAUUACUGUUAAGGUUGCCGACGAGAACCUCAACUUCGAUGCACUGAUCUUGGAAGCUGCCAAAUCGAUUACCGCGGCUACCGCAGCGCUAAUUAAGGCCGCUGCGAUGGCUCAAUGCGAUCUGGUGGCGGCCGGUAUGGUUAGCGGUCAGCCAAGGUAUCAUUCUGAGGAUGGUCAGUGGUCGGAAGGACUUGUGUCAGCAGCACGACUCGUGGCGGCUGCGACUCACUCACUUGUGGAGGCAGCUAAUGGUCUCGUUCACGGCGAGGCCUCCGAAGAAAAACUGAUUUCAUCGGCUAAACAGGUGGCAAGCUCAACAGCGCAGCUUCUGGUCGCAUGCAAAGUGAAGUCGUCACCUGAUUCUCCAACGAUGAAGCGUCUCCAGGCCGCCGGUAAUGCUGUUAAGCAGGCCACCGAAAGCUUAGUUCGAGCCGCACGACAGCACAUCGAACAAACCCAGGAGUUUCAGCUUGUUAUCAAUAAAAGAAUGGUGGGCGGCAUUGCGCAGGAGAUUGUCGCUAGGGAAGAAAUCCUGCGUAAGGAACGAGAGUUGGAAGAGGCCCGUGAAAAGUUGGCCCAGUUGCGUAAAGCCAAGUAUGAUAACACCAUUCAGCGAUUGGCCACCGCGGAAACUAGCUCUCAGCUGGAUGGCGAUCAGGUGAUCCAGAGUAGCCCGAGUCCUAGUGUACAACAGGUUCAACAAGGACUAGUAUACGCCGGCUCGGAAACUUAUAGCGCGUAUACAUAUCACUCGAGCGAGUCGUCUCACUCGACGACGCACAAACAGUAGUUUUUCUACCGGCAGCAAUUCUACAAUAGCAAGAAUGAACGGAAGCAUCAGUGAAACGAUAGAAUAGGAAAAUCACUGCAUGUUGAUAUAAUAUACGUUACUUUUUACUAAAUAUUGUAUUGAUAUAUAUAUCAAUUUAUUGAUAUAUGAGAGCUGCUAUAUUAAGAUAAUUACGCUAUUCGUUGAUUGACCUAAACGCGUUCUCCGUUCUAGUGUUGAUACUAAUAACAAUGGUAAUAAUACUUGCCUUUGGUUGUCUGAUAUAUACAUACGUUUAUAGAUGGAUACUAAUAUUGUUGUUAUUGUCAACGAAGAUGAUCCUAGUAAUAAUAGUGUACAAUGACCCUUUAUAAGUGCUUGCUACGAUGUUUUGUUUAACGUGCUUAGAUGGAGGCAAUAUAUAUAUAUAUAUAUAUAUAUAUAUAUAUAUAUAUAUAUAUAUAUAUAGAUGUGUGUGUGUGAACGUGCCGCUAGGCAAGCUAAGGACCGCAAUAACAAACAAAGUUGAAAAAAUGUUUUAUGUCCAAAUCAAGCACGUAAGCUACAGUUGUGUAAAGACUUGAAGCUGGGAUUUUCUAAGAUGAUGGAAAAGGUGAAUUAACCCUUCGGGUACGCUUUGAGCAAGAUAUGAUACGUCUACCGGUUGAUAAAUUUCGUCGUUUUUUCGCUAUGCGAGUAUCGAUGAUUGUUAGACAACAUCCCCUCUGCGUCCUUUCGUGUAUUAAGGCUCGCAGUAGGCUCAGACUUUAAAGGGGCUGAAGAUCAAAACCUGGCAUAAAUCAAACGCUCAUGAACCUUAUGGAGACUGAACUUAUUUUAAGUUCAUGUGGGCGAAUUUAAUAUCGAGUGCGCAUCGUUAGCGGCACAUUUUUGGCAAUACAGCUUCGCCGCUACCACAUAAAGGAUCUAUAGUUUAGAUUAAACGAUCGAUAUGCUAGAAAAAUAAAAAGAGAAGGUAAAAAAAAUGGAAUACGCAGCGUCUUCUAAAGCUCCCAACGGUUUCCACCCGUCGCCUGCGGUGUUUUGUCACUAUACUCGCGGAAACGUUAAGCCGUUGCAGUAUAAAGCUUCGUUGGAGGGUUCAGGAGGGACGAACUCGGGGUCUUUUAGAAAGAAUUGACUUCUAGACGUGUGUAUGUAUAAGAAGAAAACAGAGUACGGUUAUAAUCCCGGUCUGUCGAAAAACAGGUAUGACGAAAUUCUGAAAUGGGAAGAUAUAUGCCUUUGUUACCUAGCUUCCUUCGUUAAUCGGUCGAGCAGCAUUUAGGAAAUCAGCCUUCGCGAGCGCUAUUCUCUAAAUGGCCUCCGCCACUUAAGAAAGCCUUGCGCCAUAAGCGAUCAAACUAUCCAUCAAUUUGCAAUUAAUGAAUAUUAAAUGCUAUUCAAUGUUUAUAUACACAUAUAUAUGGAACAUGUGGUGCGUUGUAAGUAUAAGAUUAUUAUAGUAACGAUCAAUAAAAGCGUAAUAGCACUAAUAAUAUUAAACGCUUCUCAAUGAUACGAUAAAUUAUAAUAUUAGUAAUACGGAUAAUUAUUAUUAUAUUGGCGCUGAUAAGCCAGAACAUUCUAUGCACGCCGCGAAACUAUACUGCACGUGAAAAUAUUAAAUGCCCUACAUUUAUUUACCACAGCCAUGAAUAAUGAUGAUGAUGAUUAUUGAGCUUGAUAGGAUGAAAAUAACAAUAUAAGGACUAUUGGUGGCCGUUUAUGACAACCGUUGAAAACAAUGAAGCAAAUACGACUGCAUAUACAGUAAUUACGACGUUGUACAACGCCGAUCGUCUUAUUAUUAUUAUGUCGCCGAACAUCUUAUUACUAUAGCAGUUGAAUAGCAACAAAAACAAAACAAUAAUAACUACACUUGAUAUUGUGGACCUCUUCCCGUUGUGUAUACCCGAAUUGUGCCUAGGCAUUUGUCCGAAGAUCAUCUGUUUUCCGCCCAGAGAACUCAACGAGACAGCAUUGCGCGUGAUACGCUAAAUAAUUGAUUUAGCCACCUUCAGUCGAUCCUUCCAAAGAUCUGGUUUACCUUUGGGAUACAGAAAAAAUCUAGUUAGCUUCAUAUUAUACGUCAUGUUAUAGAAACACCAAUGGCAUCGGCUUGACGCGUGGGCGGCCGACUCGCUCAAUGGAGAACUCUAGUUAUCCUGCAGGACCAUCCAAGCACAACUUUGCUAUAUGUCAAUGCUUCGCCUGUUUCCUACAGGCACAAAAAAAAUCGAGAUUCCAAAUUAGGACACGGAUCACCUAUUCAUACACACAACAGAAAUGCACGACAGCUGCAACGGAGCUAACGUUCGUUUGUACGAACCGUAACACCUUUCCAAAAUGGCAACUUAUUGUCAGCGUACAAAAAAUGCAUUCGUAGAAAGAGACGGAUAGAUACGCUAAAGCACUGUUACUAUAAAGCUUAGCGUGUCGAUAACUUCAACUUGAGGCCAAUGCGAAACUGUGGUCAGGCCUCAAAAUAGCAACUGUUAAUUUGUAUCAGUUGUCAUCCAAAAACGGUUGUAACGAAAGUCACUAUUGAUAAAUGCCUCUGUGGGCAGUAUACCACAGUGGGCAGAAUGCUGCACGAAAAAACGCUGAAUACGUUACUAGUACGAAAAACGUAAUGUUAUUUAGGUAAUUGUCGUAUCAAUCGAUUGUACCUAACCAGCGUCCGAGAGUCAAACCGGAAGACAAUAGCUGGCGAUGAACGAUGAGAGAUUUCCAAGGAACUUUAUUACAAAUGGUCAAGUUGAACAAUGUGGGUACCGUGUUUAAUAAACUAAAAUCAUUACAAACAAG